Messenger RNA from Lichtheimia ornata, 1254 nucleotides. RefSeq lists its product as uncharacterized. Gene Ontology annotation, molecular function: ATP binding; protein serine/threonine kinase activity. NCBI's taxonomy places the organism in Eukaryota, Fungi, Mucoromycota, Mucoromycetes, Mucorales, Lichtheimiaceae. The record is from RefSeq and is a predicted model, not a curated record. The transcript has 4 exons. Gene Ontology annotation, cellular component: cytoplasm. The coding region runs from base 1 to 1254 and encodes 417 amino acids. Gene Ontology annotation, biological process: protein phosphorylation; intracellular signal transduction.
AUGCGGCAAGGUUUAUUUUCACGGAUCAGCAAGUUGUUAUUGACCCGCCACCGCAACGGCAAGCAUGAUACUACGAAAAAGGCGGGUGAUUGGCAACAACUAUCUCCAGAGUCACCUCCACUUCCUAUUCUUGACCCAUCAUCACCAUCAUCAUCAUCAUCGCCAAAUACAACCACCUCGUCGUUGCCAGCAUCAACCAAGCAUGAUAUUAUUGUAAAGCGAUCAUCUUUUCCCAACACUGCUAUAUACGAUCCACGUCAAUCUCGGCGGCUGUAUACUAUACCCGAGGAAGCAGAAACAAUGACGAUAACUACGACGACAACCACGACGCCUUCAUGCAGCAGAUUACGGGAUGGACAACAACACUGCAUGAACGAUAAUAACACCAACAACAUUAAUACCAAUGGCAACAUCCCUUCUCCAACAUCGCAAGUUGAUAUACUUUACCAAGCACCAAAUGAGUGGAUCCAUGCUAUGCAGCCUGUAGAUGGAGAUAGUAGUAGUCGCUGUGAUAAUCAGCUCAUAGGGGAUGAGCCACGUUGUCAACUGCAAAUGUCUCAACGUAUUCAACGUGCAUACCAAUCGCAUCAACGGAGGAGUAUGGGCAACAACAGCCAUCAUGUAUCAGUAGCAGCGGCACGCACGGAGCUUGAUUACGAUUGCCAUGACAACAUAACAGGUUUACGGAUCACAUGUCCUUCAGGCACUAGCGAGUACUGGCCACUUCAUGGAAAUUCGCAAUUCAUCCCUCCCGAAGUAGCCAUCCAAGGGAUCUACCACCCACAGCUUGCACAAGUCUGGAUUAUGGGCGUUUGGCUCUAUCGUAUGCUUGUUGGCAAAUAUCCUUAUGUUGCUCCCAAUGAUCGCAAGUUGUUUACCAAGAUGGGUCAUGGCGACUUUACUAUACCUUGUCAUCUUUCAGAAGAUGCCAAGGAUCUUUUACGGCGUAUGCUUGCUCCGCACCCUGGUCGACGAGCAUCGUUAGACUUGGUCAUGUUCCAUCCUUGGCUCAAAUCUUGCUCUAGUCAUGAUACAUCAACACGGCGGCAGUCAAUGGAAAGCAUAUCAAGUUAUCGUCGUCAUCGUACCUCAAGGCACUACCACCAUAGUAAUAAUAUUCAAGCAGCACCUCACAAGUCAUUUGCUGUGACCAAGGCUGUAAAGUUCUUAACGCAUGGACCUUAUCCUCCACCUAGACGACCGUAUCGGGAGCUGGCUCUCCUUGGUCAACGUCCUUCUUCUACUGUUAUAUAG